AGACAAUGAGAUAGCUUAAUAUACAGCAUCUUUAUUUGUGCUUUGUUAUAGCCUCAUUUCUCUAAUGGAUCUUCUCUUUGUUCUGAGCUCUCUGGUUUUGUUUGCACUGGUGAGUCUAAGUUUCGCUGCAAUUGUAAUCAAAAUCCACGGCAGAAGAUUGUCUAACAAGAAAAGAAGAUACCACCCAGUUGCUGGGACUGUAUUGGACCAUCUUUUCAACUAUCACAAGCUGCUGGAUUUCAUCACUGAGCGCACAAGACAGAGGAAAACUUACAGGAUGCUUAGCUUCUUGAGAGCUGAGGUCUACACUGCAGAUCCAGUAAAUAUUGAGCACUUUCUUGCGGGAAACUUCACAAACUACGGCAAGGGUUGGUAUCACCAUAGUGUUUUGAGCGAUCUUCUGGGUGAUGGUAUAUUCACAGUGGAUGGAGUGAAGUGGAAACAUCAGAGAAAGGCAGCAAGUUAUCAAUUCUCCACCAGAUUAUUGAAAGACUUCAGCAGUUCAGUGUUCAGAUCCAAUGCAGUAAAGCUUGCAGGGAUGGUCUCUGAAGCUGCAAUUUCCAACAAUGCUAUUGAGCUGCAAGAUUUGUUCAUGAAGUCAGCGUUAGAUUCAGUGUUUAAGGUUGUGCUUGGUGUAGAACUGGACACCAUGUAUGGAACCUAUGAAGAAGGUACUCGGUUCUCCAAUGCUUUUGAUGAAGCAAGUGCAAUUACCUCGUAUAGAUAUGUUGACGUUUUCUGGAAGAUCAAGCGACUCCUGAACAUUGGAUCAGAAGCAGUACUUAGAAACAACGUAAGAGUGGUAGACCAGUUUGUGUAUAAAGUAAUCAGAACCAAGAUUCAGCAAGUCCAAAAGCAACAAGAUGAUGAUUCUCCUGUGGUGAAUGGCGAUAUCUUGUCAAGAUUUAUAGAAUUGAAAGAGACAAAUCCAACAUAUCUUAAAGACAUCAUCCUGAGUUUCAUCAUCGCUGGGAAAGACACAACAGGAAGCACUCUUUCCUGGUUUGUUUACCUGCUCUGCAAGCAUCCCCAUAUACAGGAAAAAAUUGCACAAGAAAUCUGGGAGGCAACAAAAGUACAAGGUGGCAUAACCUCUGAAGAACUUGCAGCAAGAGUGACUGAAGAUGCCCUUGAGAAAAUGCAGUAUCUGCAUGCAGCUUUAACUGAGACACUAAGGCUUUACCCAGCAAUUCCGCUGGAAGGCAAGUUCUGUUUCUCAGAUGACGUAUUGCCAGAUGGAUUUAAUGUGAGGAAAGGUGAUCUGAUGGUGUUCUGCCCAUAUGCCAUGGGAAGGAUGAAGUACUUAUGGGGUGAUGAUGCUGAGUCGUUUAAGCCAGAGAGAUGGUUUGAUCAUAAUGGAAUUUUCCAGCAUGAGAGCUCUUUCAAGCUCACUGCCUUCCAGGCGGGUCCAAGAAUUUGCCUGGGCAAGGAGUUUGCAUACAGACAGAUGAAGAUAUUUGCUGCAGUUCUGUUGGGCUGCUUCAAACUAAGACUGGCAGAUCAAAAGCAAUCAGCAAAACACAGGUCAAUGCUUACUUUACAAAUUGAUGGUGGUCUUCAUGUUCUUGCUUCUCACAGAUUGAGGCUCUGAUUCUCUAGUCUCUUGAGAUAUCCCAAAGGCUGAUGUAUUGCUAUCUGCUGUUUAAAAACAGCUACUAUACAUGAAGCAUAUUGGUAUUUAAAUAAAUUGCACAUAAACCUUUCUUAAAAGUCCAUCAUAUGCUUUGUGUUGAUACUAAAGGGUUCCACAUUGACAUCCUCAAAUGUAAUCCCAUUUAAUUUGAUAAAAAUCUAGAUAUGCAUUAUGCACUA
Molecule: messenger RNA, 1812 nt
Organism: Prosopis cineraria
Lineage: Eukaryota; Viridiplantae; Streptophyta; Magnoliopsida; Fabales; Fabaceae
Product: cytochrome P450 704C1-like
Exons: 6
Coding region: 65-1591 (508 amino acids)
Molecular function (GO): monooxygenase activity; iron ion binding; oxidoreductase activity, acting on paired donors, with incorporation or reduction of molecular oxygen
Source: RefSeq, a predicted model, not a curated record